UGCGGCGUUUGAUCACGUGUGACCGACAACGGGGCCACAACCUUUAGGCGCCCUUGUUGGUGCUUUUGUUCGUUGAGAUAUCUGUUACACGGGCUCCGGUGAUGCCGAAAAGCUCAAAAGGGAAGAAAGGACAACAGGCUGACUUUAAGAAAACGAAGCUCAAAUUGGGGAAGGGAAAGAAACUUGCAAGCAAUGCUACGGAUACGUCAUUCAAAGCAAAGACUAUUGCACUACCCCGACAAAGCAUAACCGUCAGAAAGGGUGACGACAUACCGAAGACACGUCGCAAUCUGACGUUUGACGAGCUAGUUACUCAUGCCCGUCACUAUAGUCCUGGGGUUCGAGCUGAUACCUUACGGGGAUUUAGAGAAAUCCUGAGCGAAAACCCAUCUAUCAUUACAGCCUCGCUGGGAACUCUCAUCAACGCUUGUGUAAAACUUAUAUCCGACGACGACGCAUCUGUACGGAAUGCUCUUAUCUCCUUCCUGUCUUGGCUCCUCCCAAUCAUCCCCAAGAGUAGCCUCAAGCCUCACAUGCCACUUCUUAUGCUAUUCACAGCAUCUGCUCUUUCUCACAUUUUCCCUGAGGUUCGGAUAGAUGCUGUCCGACUUCUCGAUGUGUUCCUUGAAGUGAUUCCAGAAGAGGUGGUCGGCGGUUGUUUCGGGCCAUCCAAUUCUGGUUCAUAUUCAGCCCAUUAUGCACAAGACGAAUCAUCGUCAAAGGGGAACGUUCAGCAUGGAAGGAGGCUACUUGAUGGGUAUUUGGCACAAUUAGAUAUCAAAUCCAAGCCUGAAGAGAAGGGUCCCUUUAGCUCCAUGUCCAGUCUUAUGUUAUCCACAAGUUCGAAAUCAAUUCUUCUCAAGUCUCUCUCAAACUUUUUAAGGGUCAGCUUGAGCCCCGAUGCGGCCAGCGAUGCGGAUAUGUCCAAUGGGUCCACAAGUUGGUCGGAGACACCUACAUGGUAUUUUGCUUCAUCCUUCGAAACUCGGGCAUCCUUCCAAUCAUUCGCGAGCCGUUCGAUUCCCACACGGACAGUGAGCGGUCGGCGGAAGGGAAGGAGCUCCCGAUGGAUCCCUGUUGCGUUGGAGGAGCAGGAUUCUUCCACUGAGGAGAACUCCUGUUGCCCUUCCAAUUUCUCGCUUGUCGACGAGGCGGGGCUCGGAGAAUGGAGCUUGGAUACGAUUCAGAGUGCCUGCGCUGACAACUUGAGCCGGGAUCCGCAUAAGGAGAAUGCAGUAGAAGAACUCGCCAUUAAGUUGCACCCUGUUCUCGUUGCAACAUGGCUUGACGUUGCCCCAUUGGUAUUCGCCCCGAGUAUGCGGACUCCCUUUGAUCCAGUCAACGUGGGACUCUUGCAUGUGGUGGGCCAAAUUGCAAGAACGUUGUAUGUGGUCCUAUUGGGUAGAGAUAACCGGCCGGAUAUUCAAGUAUUCGACAAUCUUCGAACGCUCCUUGGGUAUAUGGCGACAUACUUCCCUUUCCAUGCCGAGACAAUUCAUGAUUGUGGUUCUGAGAGCGAACAGCUAUUGCAAGAAUUGGGCUUAGUGAACUGCGAACUCACCUCGUUAUAUGUGACAUCCAGCUCGGGAGCCUCCCGAGGAAGUAAAAAUGAUUUUACGAAAGCCAAUGCAAAAGUUUUAAUACAGGAAGAUCGUGUUGGAGAUUAUGUUGUUGAGGCAUUACAGGGUACAAGAGUCACCUCUUCGAGGCCGAUGGGAACACCGCUGUCGGCGACGGCGUACAUUUCACUGCUCCCGACCCUGUGGUCGCUUAUCAACUCAAAGCAAGCCAGCAUGAGCGACAGUUGGUUUUCGGGGACAGAAACGGAAACGAUCGCUGAUCGAGUCCUUGCGGCUGUAUUGGAGCAUGGUUCUCGGACGAAUUCGAUGUCUGCGGUGAAACGACCAGCAAUUGAGUUCAUUGCCCGAUUGUGCCUUGUGAGUUCCGAACGGAUGUAUCGGGGUCGGUUUAAUCUGGGGGCCAACUCGCCCUCACGUUCUGAUUUUGUUAAAUGGAUUCUGGGUUUACCACGUUUCAUCUGGGAAUUGGGGACCAAGGACCUGCCGACAACAGAGACCACUCUUUUAUUCAUACUUCACGUGUGUCAAAGACGGCGCGGUCUGUUAAGCUCACAGGACACCCUGGAAUUGCGGCAACGCAUGUGCCCUUGCUUCAUUGUGAACCAUCCAACGAGAGGCAUGAUCUCUGGACCUUUUACCAAGAUUGAACAUGCUGGCUUGCGUCGGCUGUUUCUUGAAGUUGUUUUGGCGACGGCAAUCCCCGUGCGGCUCAUGGAUGUUGACGAUGCACUACCCGAGGCGUCGCUGAGAGCUGUUAUGGGAACUCUUGAUGAAAAUUUUCUACGUGAGGGAAUGCAGAUCAUGGGCUUCCCAAAGUCAUGUCUCGAUUCUUAUGACUAACCCUUGGGAAGGCCGAUCAGUUUGUGGAGUCGACCGAGUGCACUUGCACCUUUCCGUUGCGCUUUCUGGCCACAAUCGAUUGGAAAUUUUUUGGGGGAGUCUAAUACUGCGUGCAUCAUGAGACCAGACACCCACCAAUAGAUUUGAUUUUGUUUUUUGCGGUGAAUGGCCACAAAUUUGUAAUUUAUUCAGUGACAUAUUUGAUGGAAUAUAUGGGGGAUU
This is a messenger RNA of Cantharellus anzutake, 2642 nucleotides long. RefSeq lists its product as uncharacterized. The transcript has 16 exons. NCBI's taxonomy places the organism in Eukaryota, Fungi, Basidiomycota, Agaricomycetes, Cantharellales, Hydnaceae. The coding region runs from base 102 to 2420 and encodes 772 amino acids. The record is from RefSeq and is a predicted model, not a curated record. Gene Ontology annotation, biological process: rRNA processing. Gene Ontology annotation, cellular component: nucleus.